AUGGAUAUCGAUGAUCGAAAUGAUACUCCGACUCAAAUAAACCCACUGGAACAAACAACAUCAUCAUUAAAUAAUCCACAUGAUUUUUUCGGUACCGAACAAGAACCUACUGAAGCAGUAUUUGAUGAAGAACAAUUCUUAGAUGAAACAUCUCGAGAAUAUAUCAAAUUUGGUUUUAAAAAAGUAGCAAAAAAAAAUGAUUUUAUUCGUGUUGAAGAAAUAGGUGAUGCAUUUCGUCAUGCUGGACAAAAUCCAUCAGAAGAUAUUGUUAAAGAUAUGAUUGAAAAAGCUAGAGCUAUUAAAAAACCAAAUGAAAUCCAAAUGAAUGAUGAUGAGUCUAAUGAUCAAUUAACAUAUCCUGAUUAUUUAACUAUUGUACAUGAAUAUUGGUAUCCACCUGAUCAAGAUAGAAUACAUUUAGAAGAAGCAUUUGAUGCUCUUGAUCCUAAACGUACAGCUAAAUUAAUGGUUGAAGAUUUUACUAAUUUAUUACGAAAUUGUGAUUGGGCAGAAGAUGAAAUCGAACUUAUAUUAUCACAAGUUAGUUGUGGUGAUGGUUAUUUUCUUUAUGAUGAUUUAACAAAAUUACUUCUAUCACCAGUUGAAUUACCAAAGAAAAAAUCAGCUAAACCAAAAUCAUCUAAAGCAAAAUCCGGUUCUCCAAAAAAAAGUGCUUAA
Rotaria sp. Silwood1 is the source of this 678-nucleotide messenger RNA. The record is from the annotation of a GenBank genome assembly. Lineage: Eukaryota; Metazoa; Rotifera; Eurotatoria; Philodinida; Philodinidae.